AUGAAGUUCUUCUCUGUCCUCGCUGCCGGCUUGGCCGUCAUCAUGGCCGUCCCCACCCUCGCGGCCCCUGCCCCUGCCCCCGCUCCCCCCGGUCGCCGAUUGAAGUCCAUCGAGCGUUUCCAGGGUGCCACGACCGGCAAGUACAUCGUCAAGUUCAAGAAGGGUGCCUCCCGACGCAACUACCUCAACAAGUUGAAGCUCAAGGCCUCUGCUGAUUGGGACAUCCUCAACGGCUUUGCUGCCGAUUUGGAUGAGGCUGCUCUCGAGGAACUCCGUGCCUCCGACGAUGUUGAAUACGUCGCUGAGGACGGUAUCAUGCACGCCUUUGUCACCCAGACCAACGCUCCUUGGGGUCUCCAGCGUAUCACCCAGCCUGGACGUCUCGCGUCCCAGAGCACCAGCUCUGCCAACUACAACUUCACCUACGAUGCCUCCGCUGGUGCUGGCGUUGACAUCUACGUCGUCGAUACUGGUGUCCAGACCUCCCACUCUGACUUCGGUGGACGUGCUCGCUGGGGCGUCUCGUACGUCAGCGAAUCCACUGACGGUAAUGGCCACGGUACCCACUGUGCUGGUACCGCUGCUGGUACUCGCUUCGGUGUUGCUAAGAGGGCCAACAUCAUCGCUGUGCAAGUCCUCAACAGGUCUGGCUCUGGUGCUACUUCCGGAAUUGUCUCUGGUCUCCAAUGGGUUUUGAACCAAGCCCGUGCUUCCGGCCGCCCCUCAGUCGUUUCCAUGUCACUCGGUGGUGGCGCAUCCACUGCUACUGACAACGCCGUUGCUCAACUCACCGCUGCUGGUAUCCAUGUCGUCGUCGCUGCCGGUAACUCCAACGUCAACGCUGCCAACACCUCCCCCGCUCGUGCUCCCUCUGCCAUCACCGUCGCCGCCUCCACCAUCGCUGACGCCAAGGCUUCCUACUCCAACUACGGCGCUGUCAUCGACGUCUGGGCUCCAGGCUCCAACAUCCUCUCUGCCUGGAUUGGUUCCAACACUGCCACUAACAACAUCUCUGGUACUUCCAUGGCUACCCCCCACGUUGCUGGUGUUGUCGCCUAUCUCAUCGGCCGAGAUGGUAACAUCAGCCCCGCGGCCAUGGCCACCAAGAUCAAAAACUUGGCUGUCAAGAACGUCCUCUCUGGUGUUCCCUCUGGCACCACCAACGCCCUCCUCCAGAUCUAA
This is a messenger RNA of Coprinopsis cinerea okayama7#130, 1182 nucleotides long. Its product is annotated as serine protease. Gene Ontology annotation, biological process: proteolysis. Bases 1 to 1182 code for a protein of 393 amino acids. The transcript is spliced from 7 exons. The record is from RefSeq and is a predicted model, not a curated record. Lineage: Eukaryota; Fungi; Basidiomycota; Agaricomycetes; Agaricales; Psathyrellaceae. Gene Ontology annotation, molecular function: serine-type endopeptidase activity.